Pseudophryne corroboree (corroboree frog) is the source of this 2045-nucleotide messenger RNA. RefSeq names its product transmembrane protein 52 (gene TMEM52). Lineage: Eukaryota; Metazoa; Chordata; Amphibia; Anura; Myobatrachidae. The record is from RefSeq and is a predicted model, not a curated record. The transcript is spliced from 5 exons. The coding region runs from base 137 to 766 and encodes 209 amino acids.
CCCCGUGAUGUCAGGCUGGCUGCUGCAGUACUUGUGUCUGUGGAUAUCGCCUUUGUUUGUGUGUGGAUCUGGGACUAGUGUGUGCUGCAGUCACCAUCAGGGAAACCGCGUUCCCUGAGAGGGAUAAAGAAGAACCAUGAGGGUCUGUGGAUUAAACACGCGUGGGGCUCUCGUGCUCCUGUGCUGCUUACAGCUCAUGAUUUCAUUCUGUCUGGCUGAUGAUUCUGAAUGUGACAUGCCAGGACGUUGUCCCCAAAGCACUAACUGGGUCAACCUGUGGUAUGUCUGGCUGAUCUUGAUCACCAUAUUCCUGCUCUUGCUCUGUGGCACCACAGCCAGCUGCAUAAAGUUUUGUUGCAAAAAGAAGAAGCCGCCCGUGCAGACUCUGCCAAACCAACCCUAUGAAGUGACUGUGAUCGCUAUAGACAAUGACAGCACCAUUCACAGCACAGUUACCUCAUAUAGCUCCGUACAGUAUCCUCAUAUGUUUGCCUUUGGUGACGUUGACAGAAGCACAAUGUCUCCCCCAGCUUACAGCCUUUAUGCUCUAGAGCUCCCGCCGGCAUAUGAAGAAGCCAUAAAGAUGUCCAAACCCAAUACUGAAGUUGGUGCCUCUGUGUCUGGCCCAAAACUAGAGGAUAUCACAGAACAUGAAGGCCCUGAAGAGGAGGUUGAUCAGCAGCUUAGUCAGCAAGCCUCAUCGAAUGAUGCUGAAUCGCCACCUCAGUAUGAAGAAACUGACGUUACCCAGAGCCCCGUCCACUAAUGACUAACUUUAGACCAGUUGCUUGCUCGUCCCUGGCUUGCCAUGGAAUAUUGAAGGCUCAUGUUCUGCUACAGUUGCCAGAGGAAUGAGAUCCCACCUUAUCUGUGGUUCUGUGACCUACAUAUAAGGCUUGAACUUUCUCAGUGACGUGGCUUUCUGGUCUCUUUUCAAGCCAGUAUCAUGUGCACAGAAUAUUAAUACCCCGUGUUUGUUCAGUACAGACCUGCUGUCUCCUGUCUGCAAGUGGAAGCUUGGAUAAUGGCUGUUUAUUACAUAAACAGUGUGGUUUCUAAUCCUGAAACUGGGCUAGUAUGAAUACCUUAGACUCAUUUCUUGCUGGCUGUGCAGGAAUACAGUAAUUCACAGCUUCUUGCUUACAUAGGUUUCUCCAGUAAGUUGGGUUAAAAGCAAUGCCUUAUCUGCUUAACAUACACCAAUUUCUUGUGCAGAAACCCCUACCUUUCAUCACGAACAGAGUACAGAUUCAGAACGAUUUUGCUUGUUUUACACAGACUGAACGUUGUUUAACCAUCAGCUUGCAAAUCCCCCAGCUGUUCUAAACCAGUCACCAUGGCCACUGUAAAGCGUAUUUAAUAGAAGCAAUUAUUCUUGUAGAACAGGACUGUUCCAGGCCUCGCCCAUAUGUAAUGUUUGGCGUUUUUUAGGGUGUGUAACUGGCUGUUUUAAAGUCCCAAUAUUCUCUGUAGCUAUAUAGCUUUGAUCGAUCUGUCCCUUUUUUUUUUUUCAUUUUUAUUUAUAGUGUAAUACUUUUAGAUGUUAACAAGAUCCUUUAUAAUAAUAAUAAUAGUCUUGCCAGUUCUGGCAUUUCAGCAAGGACCAUAUGUUUUGCUGGCAAAUAUGAUCUUCUGUACAAGUAAAUCCUGUUCAUAAUGACUGCACGAUCUCUGUAGCAUGACCUUAUUACCUUUCUAUCAGUAUGUGCCAACUCCUGUACAUUCCACUUUACCAUAGAUUGAGGUCCAUAUCAAUCUCUGUCAUCCUUCUCGCAGAAGGACUUAUUUUCUAGCAAAUUGCUGGAGCGAGGAAACGCGUUGCUACGUAACGGAAUUUACUUAUGUAAAUACAUCCAAAUCAUUCUGUUAUCAAGAACUGUCACUGUAAAUUUUAUAUAUAUUUUUUUUUUUUCUGUGUAUAGUAAUUUAGAUUUAAAGUAUAACUCGCAAAAUGUAUGUAUAACUAUGUCAAAAAUGUUAUUUUAUUUACUUUUAAACCAAACUGUUCAUGAAGUCAGAAACAAAUAAAAUUCCUAACUGCUCAA